Molecule: messenger RNA, 749 nt
Organism: Solenopsis invicta (red fire ant)
Lineage: Eukaryota; Metazoa; Arthropoda; Insecta; Hymenoptera; Formicidae
Product: histone H3
Exons: 1
Coding region: 16-639 (207 amino acids)
Cellular component (GO): nucleosome
Molecular function (GO): protein heterodimerization activity; structural constituent of chromatin; DNA binding
Source: RefSeq, a predicted model, not a curated record
UAUGCACAUAAGAAAAUGCAUACAAUAAGAUUUGAAGUACUGCCAGGAAAACCGUUACAAAGCCAGACUACAGUUCCCCGUGCGUCUGGUCGGUGCAUCCCCACCACUAUUGCACUAGCCAAUCAGCGUUCCGCGUGUGGGGCUGGAUACCCAUAUAAGCGCGACGCUCAAGGCACAGCCAUCACAUCGCUAGUGUUCACUGCAUUGUACGGACGUCAUUUGUUCGAGAUGGCACGAACCAAGCAGACUGCUCGCAAAUCUACCGGAGGCAAGGCCCCGCGUAAACAACUGGCUACGAAAGCGGCGCGUAAAAGCGCUCCAGCGACCGGUGGUGUCAAGAAGCCUCAUCGUUAUCGUCCCGGAACUGUUGCGCUUCGUGAGAUCCGUCGCUACCAGAAGAGCACGGAGCUUUUGAUCCGCAAACUUCCAUUCCAGCGACUGGUCCGUGAAAUUGCUCAGGACUUCAAGACCGAUCUUCGUUUCCAGAGCUCUGCUGUCAUGGCUCUCCAGGAAGCUAGCGAAGCUUACCUCGUUGGAUUGUUUGAGGAUACCAACCUUUGCGCGAUUCACGCCAAGAGGGUUACCAUCAUGCCCAAGGACAUCCAGUUGGCUCGCAGAAUUCGCGGCGAACGUGCUUAAGUGCCUUUCCUUCUUUUCAAUCGGCCCUUUUCAGGGCCAAAAAUUUUCUUACGAUGGAAUAUUUCAUACGUUUGCAAUGUAUUUUCUAAUUUAUAAACCAAUCUCAUUUA